Molecule: messenger RNA, 231 nt
Organism: Penicillium longicatenatum
Lineage: Eukaryota; Fungi; Ascomycota; Eurotiomycetes; Eurotiales; Aspergillaceae
Exons: 2
Coding region: 1-231 (76 amino acids)
Source: RefSeq, a predicted model, not a curated record
AUGUUGUUCGGGCUAGCGUAUAAGUGGCGCGUUUACCUUGCCGACGGCCUCAUUGGUUACAUUACCAUCGGUGUCAACAAGAGUGCCUCUGCUAUUUCCACGACUGGUGGUCAGGUCAAUGUCCAGGGUUACAUUCCUACCGUAUCCUUGACUAGUGGUGCCCAGGCUGCUGCAAAUACCAAUGACCUUGCUCAAGGCUACCGUGCCAAUGGUAUGAAGAGGGCUAUUUAA